AUGGAGCCUGGCAUGAGAAUUCAUCUUCCUGUGUCUGUGGCUGAGGCCGAGAUAAAGAAGCGGUAUGAGACCAUUCCAACUGCCACACUGCAUCCCAAUAGGGAUGAGAUUGAGUACCUGAAAAGGCUUGUCAUCUACAAGGACUCAGCCAUACUUGUGCUUAACAAGCCUCCAAAAGUGCCCAUGAAGGGGAAUUUACCAGUACAUAACAGUAUGGAUGUGCUUGCAGCAGCAGCACUGUCAUAUGGGAAUGAAGAGGGUCCAAAAUUGGUCCAUCGACUGGACAGAGAUACUAGUGGUUUGCUGUUGAUGGGAAGAACAAGAGAAAGCUUUACCCGGCUGCACUGGCUCUUCACUAGCAUCAAAUUGGCAAGAACAGCUUCGCAGAGGUACUGGGCGUUGGUCAUUGGGACCCCUACAGAGAGUGAAGGAGUUAUAUCUGCUCCUCUCACAAAGGGCAGCAGGGACCACGCAAGACCACAAGAAAACAGCUCACUUCGUUGUUCCAACAGGUGCCCUAAAAUAGGGCACCGGCAAGAAGGCAACCGUGAUGUACUUCUUGAUGAUGGAAAAGCUGAGAGGGUCAUUCUGGCGCAUCCCUCUGGCAUAGAUGGUGCACAAGAGGCUGUUACUGAGUAUCGAGUGAUGGGACCCACCAUCAAUGGCUGUUCCUGGAUUGAGUUGCGCCCAUUGACAGGCCGGAAGCAUCAGCUCCGAGUGCACUGUGCGGAAGCCUUGGGCACUCCCAUUGUUGGAGAUUACAAAUAUGGGUGGUUCGUGCACCAAAGGUGGAAGCAGAAUCCCCAACCGGACUUUGAGCCGUUCACCGGGGAACCAUACAAGCUGAGGCGGCCUGAAGGCUUGGAGGUUCAGAAGGGCAGUGUUCUCUCUAAAGUCCCUUUGCUGCACCUCCAUUGCCGGGAGAUGGUGGUCCCGAACAUCGCAAAGUUCCUGAGUAACACCGGAGAGUGGCAUGAUAAUGGCACCCCAUGGUCCAAGGAGAAGCCGAAUCUCCUAAGGUUCAUCGCACCGUUGCCCGCGCACAUGAAAAUUAGCUGGAAUAUAAUGUCUUCCUACCUGGUGUAA
Messenger RNA from Triticum turgidum subsp. durum (durum wheat), 1086 nucleotides. NCBI's taxonomy places the organism in Eukaryota, Viridiplantae, Streptophyta, Magnoliopsida, Poales, Poaceae. The record is from the annotation of a GenBank genome assembly.